This is a messenger RNA of Phyllopteryx taeniolatus (common seadragon), 5410 nucleotides long. RefSeq names its product DLEC1 cilia and flagella associated protein (gene dlec1). The record is from RefSeq and is a predicted model, not a curated record. Bases 216 to 5297 code for a protein of 1693 amino acids. The transcript is spliced from 38 exons. Gene Ontology annotation, biological process: negative regulation of cell population proliferation. NCBI's taxonomy places the organism in Eukaryota, Metazoa, Chordata, Actinopteri, Syngnathiformes, Syngnathidae.
CUACCUGUAUACAAAAUGGCCGCCGGUGGUUUAAGUCGACAAAGUUAGAGUUUAGCUUGUAAUUCAAAACUCGCGUUGUCUUUUAAGUUCAUCCAUCUUGUCUUCGCUCACAUUUCGCUAAAUGUCGACUCGAAAUACUGCGUGAUGAGAAGAAAAAGUACAGUGAAUGGCGGUCGUAACAACCAGGUGCUUUGUUUACCUUUUUUGAGUCAGUCAUGCUGGAGGAGCAACAAGAGCAACAGGAGCAGAAACCAUCUCGGUGUGAUCUGCCCGUGGACAGUCACACUCCUGCUUCUGCAAAAUCACAGGACAUUUCUCACGUGUUGGCCAGCACCUUUAAAGAGCUUUACACCAAAGUCACACCAUGCAACCUUAUGAAGGCAAAAGGAAGGAGCAGCUAUCAUGACAAAUAUGUCGAAGAGCUCAAACGGGUUCGAGCUGAAUACAACCAGCGUAUAAAAGAGGCAGACAUGCUGGAGAGCCACAUCAUCCAGGCCAGAGCUCGAGCGGCAGCCACGGAGCGGCGGACCGCGGAACGGAUGAAGGAGGACUUCAGGGAUGUACCCGAUCUCCAGGGCCUCCCUCCAGUCAAGUCAGCCUUUAUCUGGCAUGUUGAUGAAGGUCUUCUCCAAGUAAACAACCUGAUUUCGCCGCUGGACUAUUUAAAGUCACAAAAAAUGCAAAUGAAGGCUCCAGCAGUUGUAAAACCAGAUCUUACAAGACCUACUAUGGCUUACACCAAGCACACUGCCACCGAGGCACAUGACAACGCCCUGUGGAGGAUGAGGAACGAGUCCGAGUCCAGCCAGACUAUGGAGUGCAGCUCACUGGCCCUAAAGAACAAGAAAACACCCGAUGAGAUGCAGAACAGACCCAAGCCAAAGUGGAAGGAUGAGCCGAGCGCAACGGAUCGGGCAGAUGGCAACGAAAAACUCCAGAAGAUGAAAGAACGGCAACGCAUACUCCAAAACCCGCGGUUCCUGCCUCCAAAAGCCCACCCGGGCGCCACCUCCCUUAUUCGUCCUCGGUCGGCGAAGAACGAUCACGGGAGGGACAGCACCGAGACGGCGGAAAGCCCCAAAGACAGUCCCGUUCAGGUCUUCGUGGCAAACCCUCCUGUUGUGCUUUUCACUGUCUACAGCGUGGGACAGGUCUAUGAGACAACACUGGAGCUACAAAAUGUGACCUUUUCUAGCCGCGACAUCCGAGUUCUGCCGCCAAACAGUUCUUACUUCACCAUCGGUCUAGGGAGAUUCCCUGGCAAGGGCGGCGUUGUUGCUCCAGGCAUGAGUUGUAAAUUCAUGGUGCGCUUCGCACCAGACUCCCUGGCCGACUAUGAGGAUUGUAUAGUGGUGGAAAGUCAGGGCGAGCAUAUCCUCGUGGUCCCCAUCAAAGCGCGGAGACCGCCUCCUGUUCUCACCUUGCCAAGUGUUCUGGACUGUGGUUAUUGUCUCAUUGGGGGAGUGAGAUGUGUCGAGUUCUAUUGUCAGAACGUCGGCCUCAGCGCUGGCACCUUCUGUAUCGUCCCAAAGAAUCAGUGGCCAGCCACCAACCCCAGGUUGGUGGUUACAAAUAGUUAUUCUGACCAGCCUCCCUUUGCCGUCAGCCCAUCUUUCUUUGCCCUGCAGCCCGGAGAGACCACUGUAGUUGAGGCAGUUUUCUUUCCCACCACCACCGAAAGGAUUUGCCAGCUCUUCACCGUCGUGUGCGAUAACUGCCAAGUCAAAGACAUUUGCGUUCAAGGCGAGGGCCAGCUCAUCGCGCUCGAGCUGUUGUCUGUUUCUGGCAAGGAGCAGCCCCCCAUGUUGGGGGAGGUGCACGACAUGACCGCCGACCAUUUUGUCCGAUUCGACCCGUGCAACCCUCACGCGGUGCAGCAGAAGGCGGUGAUGAUCAGGAACAAUGUCCACUUGGAGCUACCGUUCCACUGGCAGGUCAUGAAGCCCAACCUCCUGCUGUUUCCUCCGGGUGAAAUCCCCGAGCCCUGCAACAUCCAGUACCACCACGACAGAGACGACAUUUUCCAAGUCAGCCCCGCGACGGGAAUUUUGGCCCCCUGCCAGGAUCGAGAGUUCACCAUCGCCUUCUGUCCCAAGGAGAUGCAGGAUUACCACAGCGUGUGCCAUUUAGUCCUGAGCGACGUCCCCCAGCUGCCGUUGGAGUCCUGCGACGAGGGGUCCGGCCUCCUGCAGCCCGUGCGCAUCGGCUCCAAGGUGGGCGACGCCACCGUCAUGGAGAUCGAAGUCAAGGGGACUACGGAGCCCUUCAACAUCCUGCUAGAGCCCUACGCCCUCAUCAUCCCUGGCGAACUCUUUAUUUUUUCCACCACCCAGCGGCAUUUUAAGAUGUGGAAUCACAGCAAAACCCCUGUUUUCUUCCGAUGGGACACGGUUAGUAGCAGUUGUCACCAAAUAGAAGUGGAGCCCGCGACUGGAAAAAUAGACGAGAAGGAGUGUUUUGUCUUCAAACUGAUUGUGACUGGCGGCAAACCGGAGAAGGUGGUGACCAGUCUGCUGUGUCACAUCGAGCACCGCUCUGAGCCUGUCACCUUGGCCGUGGAGGUCACCUUCAAGGGUCCCACCGUGAGCAUCGGUGCGCCCAGCGUGGACUUUGGUCUCAUGAGACUCGGGGAACAAAGCCAGAAAACGCUGUACCUCGACAAUGUCACACACCUGGAGGCUUCCUGGACGCUGGAGGAGGUACACAAAAGUCAAGAUGAUGGCCAAGACCCGCAGCUGAUUAUGGAGCCAUGCAGCGGUGUGCUGCCCCCUUUGACCGGUUGCAGCGUGGUCAUCCACUUCAGGCCACAGUUCUGUCAGGAGCUUGAAACAGAGCUGGAGCUAUCAGUGGAGAAUGGGACAGGAUGUCACCUGCUUCUGGGAGCAGAUGUGCAGUCUCCUCAGCUGUGUCUGCUCAACUGCAAGCUGCUCCUCUCGGAACUCUACAUGGGCGUGGCUGCAGAAGGGACCGUGACUCUCUUCAAUCAGACACUCCUGCCGUCCAACUUCUCCUGGAUGGAUGCGCUCAAGGGUCAGCAGGCGUCUCUCUGUUCAGCCACUUUUGAGCCUCCAUCGGGUACUCUGGGACCAAAUACCCGCUUGGACAUCACAGUCUCGUUCAUAUCCCAAACAGAUUCGGCACUGAAUGACGUAGUUGCGCUCUGUGAGGUAGAGGGCAUGAGCUCACCUCUUGUUCUCAGCAUUCAGGCACCCACCACACAGAGACUCAGAGUGUCGUACUCGCUCCCUGGCAUCAAGUUAGAACAUUCACCUUUGUAUCUAAACAUUUUACCCAUCAUCAAGAAGUCAUCGCCACUCUUCUUUCUCUCUCCCAGUAGUCCCCCUCCGGACAACAGGGGGCAAUCGGAGUUGACGGUCGACUUUGGCGACAUGCUGCUGGCGAAACCCAUCACCAAGCAGCUGCUGAUGACCAACCACACCGCCAUCCCGGCACCCUUCACCAUCCAUGCGGAGUAUUUCAACUCCGACGCGUCAAAACCCAGCAGCCAAUCAAAGAGAAGAUCCCAAUACAUGAAGAAGCCGCUUCACUCCGUUCAAGCCAGGAAAUUAGAGGAGCAGUCACACAAGGACUUUUUGAGCAACCUGCUGGCUAACGGAAAAGGCGCAGCCUUCUUCAUCGUGCCAAGCGCCGGAACACUCGAUCCCUUUGAGACCCAAACUGUGGACGUGACCGCCUUCAGCGACAUGUGGGGGGAGUACAGAGAUAAUCUUGUAUGCAAGGUCGGGGACCUUGAGCCCAGCCUCCUCCCCAUGCAGAUGACCGUGAAAGGCUGUCCGCUCUACUUCCAAAUCACGGGCCCGCGUCCCGAUGAUCAGCACCAGGGACCAAAUGUACAGUUUGGAACUCGAUUAUCUGGAGGCGACACUAUUACCCGUUCUCUUCGCAUCAACAACCCCACCUUGUUUGAUAUUCGUCUGGACUGGGAGACGUACAACGUCGUCCUGAAUGAUCGCAAACUGGUGGACAUCGUGAUGUCGUACGGGGAAAGCUUCCCGCUCAAGGAUGCUAACGGCAACCCGAGGGGAGCGUCGACGCUUUCCAACGGAGAGGCUGCCUGGAAAAGGCCUCAGGGGUUAGGGUCGGAGGCUUCUCUCCACAGUUCCAAUGCCAUGGAGAGAGAAGACUGCACAACCAAGGACGACACCAACAGACUUUGUCCUGCAAAGAGAAAAAUGCUAUCUGUCCACAUUCGACCCCAUGUGGGAGACAAGUCAAAUGAGCCCUACUGCGUCACACCGCAACAAAUUGUGAUCCCGGCUCAAGGCAGCAGCACCGUACACGUGUCUUUCACCCCACUCACCCUGUCCGCAACAUCUUGCGAGUCAAAAUGCAUGGGCUUGGCUCUGGGCUUCAUUAGUCUGGACUCUGAGGUGGCCGCUUGUGUCCUGGGUAAGGUGGCAAGGGUCCAGGGUUUGGAUCUGGAGCCCAUUAGAGUGGAACUCCUCGCGGUGGUCAAGCCUGCAGUGCUUUUAGUGCAGAUGGAAGACGACAACAAGGUGGUGGAAUUUCAUACCUCGGCCGGCGAUUUACUGAGGAUAGAGGAAGAUAAGGUGUAUUUGGAGGAAUUUGACAACAUGCAGAGCUUCCUGCUAAAAAACACCACUGAGAUGCCGCUGCGCUUUAGACUCAGGACUCAGCCGCCAUUUUCAGUGCUCAAGGUGCCACCUCGAGCCGGGUCCAGCGCCUCCAGCAUAUCGUCGGCCGCCGACCCUCACUCGCUGAUUCUGCAUUCCCAAAAUAGCAUACUGGUGAGGGUGGCCUUCUGUUGCUCACCGUCACUUUUGGAGUACACUGAGCAUCCUACGGAUGGUGUGACCCUUGUCCCCAGUGACAGCGGAUACAAGCAGCUGAGGAUCCACCAAGAUCUCCUCAUUCACUACAGCAACAACAGCUUGCAGAUGGUGCCACUCUACGCGCACUUGAAGCUGGCGUCGCUGUGCCUGUCCACCGACCACAUCAAUUUCGGCCUGUGCUACUUGGGCCAGACGCAGGCGAAAGAAGUCAAGCUCUACAGCCUCGGCUCCCAAACCCACUGGUCAUUGCACAUAGAGUCGACCGAAGACAACUCCCACGUCUUCAGCGUGACGCCCUCCUUCGGGCUCCUCCGCUCCAAGGACCACCAAUCCACGGGCGACCACUGCCAACGCCUAGAGAUCAGCUUCACUGCCAGUGAGGUGAAGCACUACAAGUCCACAGUGGUGAUUACCUCUAUCCUGGAAAGGAGUCCACUCCUCCUGCAGCUUCAAGGAACAGGAUCACGCCAGAUGUAUUUGUAAAUGGUAUUGAUUUGUUUGUAAUAGCAGUCUCAAUUCAUGCAUUCUGGACAAUCCACCAUCCACUUCUACUAGCCUAUGUCUUUUUUAUUAAAUGAGGCUUGUAUUUUUUGUAA